AUGGGGCUUCCUAGAAAACUCUGCAGAACUAAGAAAGAGUUGAAGCUAUGGAACCAGAACGUUUUCGACUUCUGUGAUAAAAAUCUGAGACACCUUCGAAACCAAUUGGAGAGUGUGCAAAAGAUGUCUAUCACUCAUUCUAUGGUGGCUAAGGAAGCAGAAAUCCAAAUGGAAAUCCUUGACAUGGAGGAAAAAAUGGGUAGGAUUUUGCGACAAAAGUCUCGUGAGAACUGGCUUCAGUUUGGUGAUGGAAAUUCGAAAUUCUUCCACAAGUCCACUCUGAUCAGGAGAAGGCGAAACUACAUUGGUGCGGUCAGGGACGGCGAGGGGCAGUGGAUAAGAGGAAGGGGCGAUAUUGGGAAGUACUUUCAGGACUGUUUUCACGCCAUGUUCUGCUUUUCGAACCCUCACAUAGACGCUGAUUUGGAGUCCGUUUUCACUGAGAAAGUCACAGAAAGUGAAAAUGAAGAAAUCUGUCGUGUCCCUGAUGAAGGUGAGAUCAAGGAUGUGGUGUUUAAGUUGCAUCCCCUCAAAGCUCCGAGACCUGACAAAUUUCCAUGUAUUUUCUUUCGAAAGUAUUGGGACAUUGUAGGAGAUUCGGUUCGUUUGAUGGUUCAGCAAUUUUCUCUAACUGGGCGAAUGUAG
Molecule: messenger RNA, 645 nt
Organism: Cannabis sativa
Lineage: Eukaryota; Viridiplantae; Streptophyta; Magnoliopsida; Rosales; Cannabaceae
Exons: 1
Coding region: 1-645 (214 amino acids)
Source: RefSeq, a predicted model, not a curated record